Penicillium vulpinum is the source of this 540-nucleotide messenger RNA. RefSeq lists its product as uncharacterized. The transcript has a single exon. Bases 1 to 540 code for a protein of 179 amino acids. NCBI's taxonomy places the organism in Eukaryota, Fungi, Ascomycota, Eurotiomycetes, Eurotiales, Aspergillaceae. The record is from RefSeq and is a predicted model, not a curated record.
AUGUCCGAACUACCUUUUACGCCCCAAGAAUCGGAGGCAUUGUCAUACUGCGAGGAUCACCCUCCACAAUACGAAUCCAACGAGCCAAGCCAAGAUAUACUCACCUCUAUUAUUGAGAGCGAGUAUACACGCCGGAUACAACUCCAACGGCUAGACAAUAUGGCGAAUGACAUUCUCAGGGUUGCAGACAAAGCGACCGCCGAAACGGAUUACCCUCUGCUUGUGGAGGUGACUCUAGAGAUGAGUCGCUUAUACACAGAUGGAGCGCAGGCCUGUACAGAGUUAGCAAAUAUGUACAAGGAACGCACUGUUCAAAACACCGAUAUCUAUACCGCUAUGUCAAGACUCACUGUUGAUGAGUUCAACCGGACCUAUUCUUCUUUGAGGCGGGAUCCAAUCCAGCAGAUGCGACACGAGCCGGCUCAGGAGGAUACGGACCGCGACGACACCUGCGAUGGAGACGCUUUAGGGACGGGAGGAAACGAGCGAGCUGCAGAUUGCACGUGCGACUCGUCGCGCUCUUCUGAUCGGUUGUUUUAG